AUGGCUACUUCGGCCGAGGCCGGGGCUAUCUGGCUCUGGCUCUGUGGCAUUGCUUUUACUGCUCGCUGCAGCGUUGAAAUGGCGUCCGACAAUGUCUUUGGGUUCGCUCCAAAAGGUGCCAAUUCGACUCUCAAACUACGGAAAUUAUGGGCGCUGAGGCGGCUCGUGAACAAGGGGGAGCCCACCACAGAUCUGAACAUUCCACUUACACCAUGGAGGAAAGGCACCAUUACGUGCGCUCUCGCUCUCGCAGGCUUCAUGAUAGGCAUAGACCAAUCGAUCAUUGAACCAGCUCUGCCUACCAUCAUUGCUCGAUUUUCCGCUCUGCACGAUAUCGGCGUUUACACAUCGGCAUACCUUAUCCCACAAUGCGUGUUGCAACCUGUGUGCAACCGCCUUUAUUCAAUGUGCUCAUUCAGCUCGGUAUACCUCGGCUCAGCACUCCUGUUCAUUAUCGGUUCAAUCAUUUGCGCUAUUUCAGAAAGUUCUCCAUGCUUCAUAUGUGGCCGGGCCUUAUCAGGUGUCGGCGCAGUAGGUUUGAGUGUCGGAGGCUUUCGCAUGCUGGCCCUGAUGCCCGGGAACCAAAAACAGAAUGUGUCAAUGGGUGCCUUCUCUUUGAUCUUGGGCUCAAGUGUCGUGAUAGGCCCAAUCAUAGGCGGUGUCAUCACCCAAUCGCCUCUUGGAUGGCACUGGCUUUUCUGGAUCAACCUUCCCGCGAUAAGUAUUGUCAUUCUUUUGAUUAUCGGAACAGCCUAUACAGGGGGCCCCGACCUCAGGGGCGAGAAGUAUGACCUGACAAUAUGGGAAAAAGCUAAGCUGCUCGACUGCAUCGGCACAGGGCUAUUGGCCCUGACUCUUAUACCUCUGAUUCUAGGACUGGACUACGGACGAUCAUACGGAUGGAGUAGUACUCGAAGUGCAGUGAUGUUCGCGGUGUUCGGACUGUCAUUCGUGCUGCUGAUCGUACAUCAGAGAAUGGCAAAAGUGGCGAUAUUUGAACGCAGAAUUCUCUUGAACAGAAGCGUGUGGGCUACCACGGGCAUCUUUUUCUGCGCGCUAUCAUCGGUCUCUGUCAUCACAUUAUUCCUGCCUUUUCUACUACAGGUUGUCAAAGAGCUACCCCCACGCUCCAGCGGGUUCCUUUCUUUCCCUCUUGCUGGGACGCUCGCCGUCAGCACCUUUGUCUUUUCAAUUCUGUCUACGAAAGUCUCAUUCUUCAACCCCCUGGCUAUUGCCGGCGCCGUUAUAUUCCUUGUCUCUAAUGUCCUCUUCAUCACGUUAAGACCGGACUUCUCCAUCCCUCAAAUUGUAGGCUACGAGAUAUUAGGUGGCUUCGGGCUAGGUAUGGCGUGGCUGGCUGAAAUCAUAUUUCCCAGAGCAGUGCUCGACAAACACCAACUGGCCAUGUCUCUGGGAUACUCUCUCGCCUUCAACAUGAGGUUGGCAAAGAACCUAGGCGGCUUGCCAUUAACGCCUGAUGAGAAGUCAUCCCUCCAAGCAGGAAACCAAAUCGGCGGUGACCUUUCAACAGAAACGAAAGAUGCCAUCCUGGUAGCGUAUUGCAAGGCUAUACAGCGAGGCGUGGUAGACCCCAAGGAGGCGAAUAACAGCGACAGCGGUAGCGAGUCACUCACGCUGUCGGUUCUUGGCCCUUCGGAGGAAGUCAUUUCAUCGAGGGAGCAUUAUCCCUCCGCCCAUGGACGCGGGAUGGUCUAA
This is a messenger RNA of Trichoderma reesei QM6a, 1716 nucleotides long. RefSeq lists its product as uncharacterized. The record is from RefSeq and is a predicted model, not a curated record. Gene Ontology annotation, molecular function: transmembrane transporter activity. Gene Ontology annotation, biological process: transmembrane transport. Lineage: Eukaryota; Fungi; Ascomycota; Sordariomycetes; Hypocreales; Hypocreaceae. Bases 1 to 1716 code for a protein of 571 amino acids. The transcript has 8 exons.